GUAUGAUUGAGUAGAGAAGCUAAAAGCAGAAGAAGAAAUGCGGAAGUGUGCACGGUGUAAACAAGCGAUUCACCACAGUAGUGUCAAACGGGUGUGUCUGCGGCAACCAUGCCUUAUCUGGGCGGCGAGGACACGGUGAGGGAGCUGAGGAGGGCUCUCUCCAACCCCAACGUCCAGUCUGACCAGCUGCGCUACAGGAACACCAUCCUCAAAGUCAUCAGAGCCAUGUCACAGGGUGUGGAUGUGUCAGGCCUGUUCAGCGACAUGGUAAAAGCUUGUGCCACAGUAGACAUAGUCCAGAAGAAACUGGUCUACGUAUUCCUGUGUUCCUAUGCUGCUUUAAACCCAGAGCUGUCUCUGCUAGUCAUCAACACUCUGAGAAAAGACUGCCAGGAUGCGAACCCCAUGGUCCGCAGCCUGGCCCUGAGGAAUAUGACCAACCUCAGGUUACCCAGUCUGAUGGAGUAUGUGGAGCAGCCUCUGACAGCAGGACUGAGGGACAGAGCAGCAUGUGUACGACGAGUGGCUGUGCUCGGCUGGGCCAAACUACACAAUCUCCAACCCAACUCUGAGAUCGAUGCUGCAGUGGUGAACGAGCUGUACAGCCUGUUGAGGGACCCGGACCCCGUGGUGAUGGUGAAUUGCCUCCGAGCUCUGGAGGAAAUCCUGAAGGAGGAGGGAGGAAUCGCCAUUAACAAACCUAUCACCCAUCACCUCCUCAACAGGUUGAAGGAGUCCGAUGUUUGGGGUCAGUGUGAGGUGCUUAGGAUCCUCCAGCGCUACCGGCCUCAGUCAGAGGACGAGCUCUUCGACAUCCUGUCCCUGCUGGAUGCCUCCCUAGUCAGCCCCCACCCCCAAGUCAUGGCCGCUACCCUCAGCCUGUUCCUCAGCCUCUGCUCAGGCCUGCCUGCUGUCAGUCUGGCGGCCCUAGAGCGAGUACGUGGACCCCUGCUGGCCGCCUGUGGGAGCGUGUCCAGAGAGCUGAGGUUCACUGCCCUCUGCCACAUACAGUUGCUGUUACGUUCGCUCCCUGGCCUGAUGGGGGCGCACUACAAGCGAUUCUUCUGUGGCUAUGCUGAGCCGGCCUACAUCAAGCAAAGGAAGAUGCAGGUGCUGGUGGAGCUGGUGAAUGAUGAGAAUGUCACAAUGUUACUGGAUGAGCUGAAAGGAUACUGCACUGAUGUCAACACUGACACCGCCCAGGCUGCAAUAUCAGCUAUAGGUCGAAUUGGGCGGAGCUACAGUGACAGAUGUCUAGAGAUCCUUACUGGACUGCUCGCGCUCAAACAGGAGCACAUCACUUCUGCGGUGGUGCAGACAAUGCGCGACCUGGUCUGGGUGUGUCCUCAGUGUAGCGACACUGUGUGUUUGGCUCUCGAGGGCUGCGAGGAGAUGCUACAGGAUAGUCAGGGCAGGCAGGCCUUGCUGUGGUUGCUGGGUGUGUAUGGCGAACAAGUCUCCAGUGCCCCCUACACAUUGGAGGUGUUCAUCGAUGGAGUUAGGAGCGAGGUCUCUCUGGGAGUCAAGAUGGAGCUGCUGACGACCACCAUGAGGCUGUUUUUGUGCAGACCUGCUGAGACACAAGAUAUGCUUGGAAGACUGCUGCACUACUGCAUAGAGGAGGAGCCGGACAUGUGUGUACGUGACCAGGCGCUUCUCUACUACCGCCUGUUGCAUUUUGGGAUAGAAGAAACACAAAAGGUCCUCCAGGGACGAAGGUCAGACCCUUCCCUGGGUGUUCUGAUUGGCCGCCCCGCGGAGCCCAUCAGCCAGUGGGCGUGCAGCUUUAACACUCUGGAGCCCCUGAGGCAGGGCACAGUAGAGACAGAGUCAACCAGCAGAGGAAGCCCUGAACAUGUGACCUUUGAGCCCAAGCCUAACACUGACCUCUCAGACACACUGAACUGUAGCCAAGUUGAGAAGGUUCCUUCAGGCUCAGUCAGCGCCAGUCGAUGCACAAACUCUUCAGCUGAUGUCCCAGCUUCCAGCGUCGCGGCCCCCCUCAGUUUGUCCCUCUCCCCAGCUCUCAGCCCAGAGGAGUUUGAGCGCCUGUGGCUGCAGCGACAGGUUUUGCCUACUGAGCAAGGUGAUGAGAAAAUGGAGGAGGAUUAUAUGUGCUUGGAAGAACAGAUCCAGUUCCCCGCAAUACCUCACUGUUCACCACAAAGCCUUCAGGCUGCGAUGCAGCUGGUCAACAUCCAGACUCUGGCCUUCACUCCACCGCACACACUCCCCUGGAGGGUCUACCUCUACACACACACCCAGCAUGCUGGCGAUACACCCCACAUCACACUCAUACUGGGGGAGCUGCUGUACACUGGAGAGGCAAAUCAGAGAGCGGUAUUAAAGAAAGGUGUGUGUGACAGAGAGUUGGCGGUGGAGGGAGGGGAGGAGGAGCAGGUGGAAGAGGAAGCCACAGCUGACGGGCAGAGAGUUAGAGUGUCGAUGAGAAAAGAAGGCGAAGAGGAGGAACUGAAAGUGACUCUUAAGCAGCAACCAAGAGAUGACAAAGCUCUGAAGGGGUUUCUCUCCAUCCUUACCACUGUACUGCACACACUGUCCUCAGAAAGAAAAUAAAUAUACAUUACAUUGUACGGACUGCAUGCAGUGACACAAUUUAAUUCAACACAAUGUGAUGCGAAAGAAUACAAUGCUAUGCACUUCUUUAUGGCAAGGAUAGUUUGAUUUUAUGUCUUCAGCAGCUUGCAAUCUCAUCUUAAACUUUUUAUGCCAGUGCACCAAAGUAAGUUGGUGAAUCUGACCAUCCCUACGUUGCACAUUUUAAAUUGUAUCAGCUGAAAUAAUUAGCAUCAGAGUGCAGCCUUCAGCAAAGAAGGAAACUUCUGAGGGGCUGUUCAUCUGCUGUUGAUUCACAAUUGAGCCAUGUUGGGUAGAUAAUAGUAGUUUAGGUCAGAUAGGGUUUGGCUUUUGACUGACAGAUCACAGAUAAUGUUUAAAAAACAAACACAUGCCCUGAUGGAAGUAACCACCUUACUUAUUCACAGGAUGCAGAGCUGUACAGGGGUCCGGAAACUGAAAGGUAUUAGUCUUUUUUCAUUUGUGUGCACCAGUCAGCUAUUGUCAGGGGGAGCUAGGUUUGACAGAUUGUUAUGUACAUUGGAGGCUGUAAUGAUAAUAGCUUGCUGAAGGUGAAUGCGAACACAACUUGUGUCUCUGAAGCAUAAAAUGGUUUUCCAGUGUAGUGUUACACAACUGGUUUGGUUUAUUGCACGUUAAACAUGAUAGAAAAGCUAUCAUGCCAUGAAGCUACAAGGGAAGAAUCCACUGGGACACCUCUUGAAGAAAUGCAGCAAGUAGCCAGUGAUCUCAUGGAAAAAUCCAUCAGAUGAACGCGAUAUCAUGGGACGGCAUAUUGUAGCACAUUUGAAGCUUCACACAAACAGCAGUCUCCUGGGUAAAUGUGUUUGUGAUGUGAUUGUUUGACCUAUCCAUUUACCCCAACUGUGGACUUUAUUGCUCUUUGUACAACGUCACCUGACAUCUUUUUCUCUAUGAUGUGAAAUGACAUGCAGUCUGCAUAAUAUAAGGCAGUAGGGAUUAAAGGACACAAAAUGACACAAGAAAA
Morone saxatilis (striped sea-bass) is the source of this 3586-nucleotide messenger RNA. RefSeq names its product adaptor related protein complex 4 subunit beta 1 (gene ap4b1). Gene Ontology annotation, biological process: vesicle-mediated transport; intracellular protein transport. Lineage: Eukaryota; Metazoa; Chordata; Actinopteri; Moronidae. The transcript is spliced from 14 exons. Gene Ontology annotation, cellular component: clathrin adaptor complex; membrane coat. The record is from RefSeq and is a predicted model, not a curated record. Bases 109 to 2577 code for a protein of 822 amino acids.